Messenger RNA from Drosophila persimilis, 2777 nucleotides. Its product is annotated as zinc finger protein 260. Bases 39 to 1985 code for a protein of 648 amino acids. The record is from RefSeq and is a predicted model, not a curated record. The transcript is spliced from 4 exons. Gene Ontology annotation, molecular function: zinc ion binding; DNA-binding transcription factor activity, RNA polymerase II-specific; RNA polymerase II transcription regulatory region sequence-specific DNA binding. NCBI's taxonomy places the organism in Eukaryota, Metazoa, Arthropoda, Insecta, Diptera, Drosophilidae. Gene Ontology annotation, cellular component: nucleus. Gene Ontology annotation, biological process: regulation of transcription by RNA polymerase II.
UUGGAGAUCCGACAACUUCACGAUUUGGUUCCUUGAGAAUGGAGGAAAUAUGCAGAGUUUGCAUGGGAACGUCCGGAGAAUUCAGGAACAUUUUUGACGAAAGACCAACAAUGGAUACGUGCAUUGGUGACAUGAUAUCGCAGUGCACAGGGAGGAUGGAGGAAAUAUGCAGAGUUUGCAUGGGAGCGUCCGGAGCAUUCAGGAACAUUUUUGACGAAAGACCUACAAUGGAUAUGUGCAUUGGUGACAUGAUAUCGCAGUGCACCGGGUACGUGGUAAAGCGAGGGGACUCACUACCAGAAAACAUAUGUCUCCCUUGUCUGGAGGAUGCUAUGAGUGCCUUCAAUCUUAAGUCCACCUGUGAGCAGAACCAUACAUUCUUUUUAACGCUGAUGGACAAGGAUAAGGACGUUUGGCUACAUUCAGAUGACAGAACUGAGCAAUCGAAACAUCAAGAUGAUAGCAAUAACAGUGAUAAUUGUGAACGACUCUUCAAAUGCUCCGUCUGUCCAAAGUCCUUUCCAAGAAAAUCCCACCUCACUGAGCACAGCCAUAGUCACACUGGGGAGCGACCGUACACGUGUCCACACUGCGCGAAGUCAUUCUCUCAAUCCAGAAUUCUUCGGAAUCACAUCCGUACUCACACAGAUGAGCGAUCAUUCUACUGCGCCCACUGUUCGAAGUCAUUUAAACUGAAAGGCCAGCUAAUCGUACACAGCCGUACUCACACAGGGGAGCGACCUUACAAGUGUUCCUACUGCGCGGUGUCGUUUAAACAGCUCGCCCAUCUUACCUCACACGUACGCUCCCACACAGGAGAAAGACCCUACAAAUGCUCUCACUGCCCAAAAACCUUCACACAAGUGCCCAAUCUUAAUAUGCACAUUCGCACGCACACGGGUGAAAGACCCUACAAGUGCACCGAAUGCUCAAAGUCUUUUGUACAAAACUACCAUCUCAAGGAACACAUCCGCACGCACACUGGGGAGCGACCAUUCAAGUGUACGCAGUGCCCCAAGUCCUUUCAAAAAAAUGCAAAUCUUCUUGAACAUACCCGUACUCACACGGGGGGGCAACCAUAUCAAUGUCCACAAUGUCCAAAAACCUUUCUUGCUCGAGCGUAUCUUAAAAUUCACAUACGAACUCACACUCGCAACGCAGAGCUACCGUAUAAGUGUUCUCACUGCUCUGACACCUUUGCCCAAGUGGGAAUUCUCCAGGCUCAUAUGCGUUCGCAUACGGAUGAACACGAACGACCUUACCCAUGUCCCCACUGCUCCGAAUGGUUCAGCUUGGAAGAUAACCUGAAGACUCACCUCCGAACGCACAUGGGUGAAGGACCCUACCAAUGCAACGAAUGCUCAAAGUCUUUUAUACAAAAAUACCUCUUUGAAAGACACAUCCGUACGCACUCAGAUGAUCGACCCUACCAGUGCUCUCAGUGCUCCAAGUCCUACAAACAAAAGGCCCAUCUCAGCAGUCACAUACGGGUUCACACUGGGGAGAAUAACGACAUUUCUAGUGUUUCCACUGGAGAAGAGACCCAAUCGAAGCCUCUUGAAGUGGAGGGACCCCAUAAAUGCUCUCACUGCUCGAAGUCAUUUAAGAUACAAUCCCAUCUCCAAAUACACAUCCGUGUUCACACGGGAGAUCGACCGUAUAAGUGCUCUGACUGCUGGAUGUCGUUUAAACAACACUCCCAUCUUCGAAUGCACAUACGCUCCCACACAGGUGAAAGACCCCACCAAUGCUCCCAAUGCUCAAAAGCCUUCUCAGAAGAAUCCAAUCUUAGAAGACACAUGCAUACGCACACAGAUAAACGACCGUUCCAAUGCUCCGAAUGCCCAAAGUCUUUUAUAAGAAAAGCCCGUCUUGAAAGACACAAAGAAAAAGACCAUCUCAACGAACACAUACCUGCUCAUACUGGAGAGAUAAUCGAUCCAUCUGGUGCACCCACUGCGAUUCCAGACAUCAACAGCAUUUAAAGAACCAAACGACACCUCCAGUACCGUCGAUUGCACUAUCAGUUCGGAGAGCAAGUGCCCGGAGUGCUUGGACAAUGUCUGCCAGCGUCUGCUCAUCCAGCAGCCAGAGUUCUUUGGACUGCGAUACCUCGUCCGUGGAAAGGAGGACGAGUAUAAAUAGAUCGAUCUGGAGCGAUCGCUGUGCCGCCAGCUGGAGAAGUAUGCGGCGUGGCCAAAGAUCUACCUGCGAGUGCGCCACGAUGUGACGACGGGUGUGCGGCAUCUGAGCGACGAAGCCACCAGAUUCUACUACUUUCUGCAGCUAAAGAGCGACAUUUAUGAGGGGAAGAUUGCCUGUGACAUCCGUACAGCCAUCCUGCUGUCUCUGUACUGUCGCCAGGCUGAGUACGACUGCUAUCAGAGGGACAAGCAGAGCAAGGACGCAAUCAGCCAGGACGCGAGCAAGCUACGACGCACGAUCCAUCGCGCAUAUAUGUAUUUCUAUAUAUGUACGUUACUUAUACACACAUCGGUGCAGUGCGUUAGUAUAUGAACUAUAUAGUCGACGGAAUCUGGCUAAUCACAGUCGCAGCGCCUGCGACUUUGUCAAUAGCCUGUUGAUUAUACAGCUGGACAAAAUAUCGAUAGAACGGUCUAUUGGUGACAUCGAUGUUUUCUGAUUUUUCGCACCAGAACCACCGAUGUUUUCCAGCUCAAUUGACAAAACAGUCUGCUAAAAUAGUUAAUAUUAUAACAGAGAAUUUUUCCAUUGAAUACUUUUCAUUAAAUUGAUUAAAAUUGAUAUGCAAAUCA